Amorphotheca resinae ATCC 22711 is the source of this 2098-nucleotide messenger RNA. RefSeq lists its product as hypothetical. Bases 1 to 2061 code for a protein of 686 amino acids. The transcript has 6 exons. Gene Ontology annotation, biological process: protein phosphorylation. The record is from RefSeq and is a predicted model, not a curated record. Lineage: Eukaryota; Fungi; Ascomycota; Leotiomycetes; Helotiales; Amorphothecaceae. Gene Ontology annotation, molecular function: protein binding; ATP binding; protein serine/threonine kinase activity.
AUGGGGCUACGCGGGCGACGCCCAAUUCCCGAAGAUGAUGAUCCGUACAAACCAGAGAUCAUUCCUAUUGCGCUGCAGAAUAGCCUUGAGCCUGGAGUAUUACUAGUAGCAAUUCAUGAGGGUCUUGGCCUCUCAGUCCCGCAGUAUGAGGCGGCCCUCGCGCAUGGAAAUGGUACCUCCAACAUCACAUCCCAAAGUGGAGGAGGCCUUAUUCUUCCACUUUCUGAUCAUGAUAGCCUGCCAUAUGCCACUCUGGAGUUGGACGGAUCUGAAAUCUCCGUCAGCGCCGCCUCUGGGACCAGAGAAAACCCAGUAUGGUCAACAAAAUUGAGAGAUAGGAUCCACAAGUUUGACAUUUUUAGAGCUGCGGAGUUGACAAUACGUCUUUACACGAGGAACCUGGGCCAUCGUGAAGGAAGCCACGAUGUAUUAUUUAUCGGCUGCGCGAAGAUGAAUCCUGUCUUUGGAGACGAGGUCCAAACAGAAUGGCUGCCAAUCAAGAACGGCACUGGCAAAUUGCACGUCGAGGUCGAAUACGUCAAGAAUAAGACACUGCGUAUUGAGACGUCGAAGAAACCUCGCUUCUUUGGUUCUUCAAUAAUGGUCCGUUUAUCGCACCGCUCAAAUUCAUUGCGCAAACACGCUCGCAGUUUUGUUUAUUUUGGCCAUUUGUUUCUGGUGGACACCUCUUCUACCAUCUACAACGGGCGCAGCGCUUCCACGCUGACAGGGCAAGACUCUAUGCCGCAGAGAUUCUGGUCGCGCUGGACACCGACUAACACUACCGCAUCAAAGUGGUGGACGUUGGGGGCUUUCCUAUUCGAGAUGCUAACGGGGUCGCCUCCUUUUUACGAUGAAGACGUGGAACAGAGACGCCGUAACAUCCUCUCGGAACCUCUCUCAGAUGACCGACUCGGGUUUAACGGGGCAUCUGAAAUCAAGGCUCAUCACUAUUUCGAUGGCCUCGACUGGGAUAAAGUUGCACGGCGAGAAUAUGAGCCUGCGUUCAAGCCCCAUGAAUUUGCAAUGAGCUUUGAACAAGAAGGAAAACGCGAAACUGCCGAAAGCGUGAAAGAGAGGUUUUCGGGUUGGAGCUGGGGCACGCCCAUGCCUUUCCAAAGGGAUCCGGCCGUGCCAGCUGCUGUGGAGUCUCAUCCUGUUGCUGAUGAGAAGACGGAGGAUUGGGAACUGGUCUGGCAACGUAAAGACCAAUCAUUCUAUUUCUAUAAUCGCUCUACCGAGACGAAAAAGCCGAUCGUCGCCGCACGCUCAUAUCUACCGAAGCGGCCUGAUGAAACGCAGGAGGCACUUGAAGCAGUGCUGAAGAACAAGUAUAUGCAUCUGGUUCCCACAAUGCUGGAGGAAUACAGCGUCAAUCUAAACUUUCAGCUUGGUUUUACCCAAACAACACCACUAGAUUACAUCACAGGGCUGCAAGAAAUCGAUAUGAAAGGAAAUCAAGAGCUCGUGCAAAUGCUGGUUCGGAGAACAGACCGCAUUCCUUGCACUAGAGCAUUGGGCCAUGCCGUGAGCAAGCAGGAUACCCCGAUUGUCAACAUCUUGCUCGCAAACGGGGUCAAGUGCGAUUUUGAAGAGGCAGACCGGCCACGAUCCGCUGGCAACUAUAGCGAAUUCAACCUGGAGAUGAACGCGACGACUGUCAGGGACAGUUCCGAACCAGAAGAGUACAUGCCACCACUCGUCCGGGCCAUCAGUCUGGGUGAUGCGGACCUGGUGCGGCUGCUGCUCGCUCACGGAGCAAAUGUCAACGCCGGCUAUCAUGAUUUGGGCACUCUCCUGCCGGGUGGAUUUCCAUCUUGGUUUGACCGCAUUUACAUGCAAUGCGGUAGGCCGAUACAGUUGGCAAUGGAGCUGGGACACGAGGAUCUGGUGCGGCUACUGCUCGAGAAUGGUGCAGAUAUCGGCCUUGCUCAGCCGGUUUGGCGGUAUCACGACUGCAAAAUGAUUUCAAGGGAGAUCCAUCACCAAAUCACAGCACGGCUAAGGUCGAUAGCAGCGUCGGUAGCCCAAGGUAUAAUGUCUCAAACAGCGCUUUCCUGACUUGAUCUGCAUAUAUUAGAAAGUGAAAACAAGAAGC